Molecule: messenger RNA, 453 nt
Organism: Penicillium coprophilum
Lineage: Eukaryota; Fungi; Ascomycota; Eurotiomycetes; Eurotiales; Aspergillaceae
Exons: 1
Coding region: 1-453 (150 amino acids)
Source: RefSeq, a predicted model, not a curated record
AUGGGCAACUCAACACCUACAGAGCCAGCCCCGGCCUAUGAGGACCUAUUCCACGAGCGUGGUUCCAGCUCACGAAAUGGCGUAAGCAACCCAAUCCACAAGGGAUGGAUCAACAAAGAUCAUCCCGCUGGUCUCAUCAGCAUACUGAUCAACUCAAAUGAACAGUACGCCAUGGUCGAUCAAACAGACAUCGAUGUACCCCGAGACGUGGAACAGGGUCACCACCUUCACGAGCUCCCCCGAGUGACGGCCGAUACAUCAGAGCCAGAUCAACACACUCACUGUGCCGAAUGUGAUCGACAGCGGGAGCGUAGAGAAAAUCGGGAGAAUGGACAGAAAGCAUGUGCAAUGGUUGCGAAGACGUUUAUUCUGAUUUCGCUGUUCAUGAUGAUAUUGGGCAUUGUUGGGGUUCAGGCUUGGAAGGAGGUUCGUAUGAAGAAGUUACAUGGUUAG